AGCCCAGCACCAGCUGUGUUACGGGGGCAGGCGAGGGAAGCCCUGGCAAUAAAAGCUUAGAGCUAGCUGUGUACAAGAAGGCUGGGGAGAGGCUGUAGCUGGGAGGGAACCGCACUGAGCCUACAGGUAGCUGGGGCAAAGUCCAGGAGGUGGGUGCCUAGAGCCAGCUGUGCAGAGGAGGCUGGGGGAUAAAUGCUGGGCAUUGAGUCCUAAAGGCAGCUGUGUGCAGGGGACAGACGCUAGGCACUGAAUGCUAGAGCCAGCUGUGUGCAGGUGGGAUGGGACAGACGGUGGGGAUUGAGGGCUAGAGCCAGCUGUGUGCCGCGGAGGCUGGAGGAGGAGCAGGUGCAAGCGCCGUCCGCUCUGCAGCAUGGCGAGGAAGCCUAGCACCCAGCUGCCAAGUGUCCUGCCCGCCCAGAGGAAGCUCCGCAGCGGUUUUGCCGAGCCCCGGCCCCUGUGAGGUGGGGAGUCUCACACAGCAGCCAGCCCCCAGCCUCUGCCUGGCCCCGGCGCCCUGGGGAGGAGUCAGGUGUCUCCAGCGGGGCAGCUCAGCUGCGCCGGACGCCGCUACACCCGCCGGGAGGAGGAUGAGGAGCCGCCCUGCCCCAGGGGAGAUUGCCGAGGGUUGACUUCUGCGUUGGAGCCUUGUUUGUGUUUCACUUAAGUUGAAAUAUUAGAAGCUAUGGCGAAAGAAUGCCUAAAGAACUGCUGCAAAGGGUGUUUCUACGUGGAGAAGGAAAAGAAUGACUUUUCCAUGGAGAAGGAAUCUGAAGCUGCAGCUGAAAACAGGCAAAGCAUUGUGGAGAAACCUCCAUUGUCUUCUGUGUCAGUUAAGCGUCAAGUUGGCUGUUCUGAGGAUUAUCUCCUUGCGAAACUGCCAUCGGAUGGCAGGGAGGUCCCAUUUGUGCUCCCUCAGCUUAAACUAGCUUACAUACAACCCAAGAAUCUUGGCAGUUUGUCGCACGUUGGGGAAAUUCAAGGAUCUGCCAGAGCCUUUGUUGGUGACAGGAAAGCAGAACUUUCCAAUAUAUACCAGCAGGGGCCCCACGGUGACGUGGUGUAUAAUCCAUUCUAUAGGCAGCAGAAUAUUUCACCGGAUCUGACUAGGCGCUUCCCAGAAAAAUCGGAUGUGAGAUUAUAUGGAUCAGUUUGUGAUUUAAGGAGUAGCACACUUCCUGGAUCACCUGGUUUAAGCCAUUCGCUGUUUGAUCUCACUAAUCCACCCCAUCGUGUCAUCCAGAGAUAUGAUUCAGUCUCCAGUGUACCCAGUAGUACCUCCUCGAAGAAGGAUUCGCAAGGCAGUAACAGGAGCCUGGAUACCAUUACGUUAUCAGGUGAUGAACGAGACUUUGGAAGAAUGAAUGUGAAACUCUGUUAUGUUCCUUCUGCAGAACAGAUCUGGAUCACAAUCUUGCAUUGCAAAGAUCUGAGUUGGCCUUCUAGUUGUGGAGAAAAUCCUUAUAUUUCUGUCAAAGGAAUUCUGAUGUUGCCUAAGCCAGUGCAGUUCAAAUCUUCAGCCAAAGAAGGUUCCAAUGACAUUGAAUUCAUGGAAACCUUUGUGUUUACUAUCAAAUUGCAAAUUCUGCAGACUAUAAGACUAGUGUUUAAAAUCCAAACUCAGACUCCCCGGAAGAAAACAAUCGGAGAGUGUUCCCUGCCACUACGAGAGCUCAAUUCACAGGAAUCCGAUCAUUGGUUGGAUAUAAUGCCUCCUUCCAAAGUUUCAGUGUGCAAAGCAGAACUUCAAAUAGGAACCUGUUUUCAAGCAAUAAACAGCAGGAUUCAGUUACAGAUUCUUGAAGCCCAAAGCCUCCCAAGUUCAUCCACACCACUCUCUUUAAAUUGCUUUGUGAAGGUUUCAAUGUUUACUACAGAAGGGUUGAUUUAUAAGAAAAAGACUCGUCUAUUGAAACCCACCAAUGGCCAAGUGAAGUGGGGAGAAACAAUGAUUUUUCCAGUUAGCCUGAAUGAACAAGGAAUUAAUUUUCUCAUCAAACUCUACAGCAGGACCUCAGUGAGAAGAAAACAGUUCCUGGGACAGGUCUGGCUAAGCUCUAAUAGCAAUAGUAGUGAAGCAGCAGAUCAGUGGAGAGAUACAAUCGCAAACCCCGAAAAGGUAGUCAUUAAAUGGCAUAACAUAAAUCCAUCCUGAAGAUGUCAAAGAAGAAUUCAGUACUGAUAUGGACUUGCUACAAGAAACUCUUGCACUCUUAAAAUGAACUAAUACAGAUAAAAAGAGGGAAAAUACUAUCUACUUGAAUGUUUCAGGAAGUCUGGACUUGCAUCACAUAUUGUUAACGGGAAUAAGCCAAAAGGAAAAGGGAUCAGAGCUUUCACAGAGUACUGCUGGCAAAAUACUGAUAUGAUAACAGGUGGGAAUUAGUGAAACUGUACACUGAAGUAAAACACCACCUUGAGAAGUGAACUGUUGUUGCUAUAGUUUUUCCAAGAAGGAUUAUAUAAUAUAGUGUUUAUGUAAAUUUAAAGCCUAUUUUAAAAGGGGGUGUGUGGAAUUGAACUCAUGUCCUUUUGUAUUUUAAACUUCUUUAUAGAAGGCUUGAAAGGGGUUUUGUGUGUAUUUUUGGUUUUGUUUUGGGUUUUUUCCAAAAGGAUUUCUCUGAACUUUUUAAGUAACAAUAGAAACGCAGUUCUCAUCUCCCCUGGAAAUGUCUAUAGAUGACUGGAGAACGGGCAGGAUUAUAUCUUUGAUACUAAACAAGUGAAAUCAGACUGAAAGGGAAAGUGUUGUUUGUUCAAACUACUUAUAACUAUUUUUUUCUAAAAGGCAACAAAGAGUCCUGUGGCACCUUAUAGACUAACAGAUGUAUUGGAGCAUAAGCUUUCGUGGGUGAAUACCCACUUCGUCAGACGCAUUUUUUCUAAGUAACUCCUGAAUAAACAGGAGAAAAGAUGCAACAUCACAACACUUCCAUUAAGGGUUGAGAAUUUUUCCCUUCCUCUUGAGACUGUCACAAAACCAGGGAAAUGAAGACAUGAUAUUCCUGAUAUUUCAAAGACCACACAAAAGCAGCAGAAUUUAAAAAAUAAACAAACCCCUUUUAGGCCUUUUAUUUUUUUUCCCCUUUUUUAAUUAAAAGAGGCAACAAACUUUUUUUUUUUUUUCCCCUUGCAGAUUCUGAAACAAUGUUGGUAUCAAGUCUCUGAAAGCAGAAACUUGAUUCUGAUUUUUUUCCCCAUUGUUCUCUGUCAUGGGUCUACAUGUGAAGCCUUUAGUUGGGCAGGCUCACAUUGACAUCAGUGGGAGUCUGCCCACGUAGGUACUUCCCUUUUGGGGACCCUCCAUUAAGAUCGAGGGGGUCGCAUGAGUAUUGACUCCAUUUGAAUGGAAUGAAAUGAACAUCUCUACAAAUGAGCAAACUUCAGGGGGUAGAGCCUCAGCUGUGGCUUUGGAGCACUUAGCAGAGCUAAGGAGUGGGGAACACACAGGGAUCCUGGGGUCACCCCAAGCAGUAGUCAGAGCCCAAAGACUGCUCUGCCUUGUGCCAGUUGGCAGCAGCCACAAAGGGUCAUUACAGCAGCCAGGGAUAGUGGUGGGGCAUAGGCGCUCUUUUUUCUUCCAGCUGCCUCUGCUAUUUUGACACAGGGGAGUGGAAUAGUGCUGUAAGAGUUACUAUGGCUACUCUGUGCCACCCAAGGAUCUCCCUAUGCGGGCGAGGUACUGCAGGGGCUGGAUCUGUUUGCUUUAGGGCUGCUUUGUGCUGGUGGAAUGGGGAAAAGUGGCCAGAGCAAGGCCUGGGAUUGGGGCCAGUAUUUGUGGAUAAAUUUCUCCAUUUGUAUUUUUUAAAACCAUAAACCACUUCCUAUCUAAUCAAUGAUGCUGUAGUGUUUACUUACAUUUUUUGAAAGCCAGACUAACCUGUACUGUGGAACGAGCAAAUAUUUACUGAUCUAGCAGUGCUUAUAAAAUGUUCAUUGGAACACAGCACACAGUAGGACUCGGGUUUUAUUUAAGAGGUAGGCCGAAAGUGAGAGAAUUUUAGUACAGCUAUAAGAAUCUGAAGAGUAACAAUUUGAGGUUUAUCUUCAGUGCAAAUGGCACCAAUAUUUAUUUAUUUUUAUUUUUUUUUUGUGGUGCCACCUUGGCACGCCAUAGCUAAACCUAGCUUCUUUUCAUUCCAUAUCUUCACAUAGCUGUUUAUGAAGAAUAAUAAUUUUCACUCUGGGCUUUAAUUUGAUAAAUAAGAUGCAUGUAUAAUAUACAGGCAUCUAAAACCCAUAACCUUUUUGCACUCCUGUAACUUUUGGAAUGUUAAAAAAAUAAAUCUAUAAAUACGUAUUUACUCGAUCACUCAUCCCUUACCAAUUCUUUAUUCGCUACCUAUACAGAGUGCACAGACACUGUCUGCGUACUCUAUAUAGAUAGACAAAAUGAGUUUACCCUAUUGGUUUAACUUCAAAUCCACUCUCACAUGAUGUGUUUGCAUAUUUGGAUUUGAAUGAGAAUGUUUUUGGAAUAUGCUCUUCUUAGAGGAGAGAGAGGCUGUGGGAAGGAACAGCUGAGGGGCCAGAGAAAAUAAUCUAAUGGAAGAACACACACCUUGUAAAGACAGUCCUGUAAUAUUUGUUUACAGUUUGAUGCGGGGGAGGAUUUUCAUGAAAUGUCAAACUGGAAAGACCAGCUAUAUUAUGGGCUGAAACUUUUCAAAUGUCAGCAAAUUUUCAUUGAUGUUUGAACAAAAAACAAAUGGGGGAGAAUGCAACGAGUGUGUGUGUGUGUGUAUGUGUGUGUACUUCCACUUUUUUCACCAUCUCCAGAAAACAACUAAAACAAGAUUUUAAUAUUUUAGCCCUGGAUCCUCACCAUUAGGAGACAAAUAUUGAAUCCUGCUCCUGUUGAUGUCAAUUGCAAAAUUCCCAUGGGGUCCAACUCAUCCUUGGUUAUAGUACUGAUUUAUGUCUGAUCAAUUUGGCCAGCUGACUUCAGUGAGAACAGGAUCUGGCCUUCACUGAUCUUUCUGUAAUCUCUCUAUUUUAAUAUGUCCGAUGUAUCUCCUUUCAUGAUAACAAAAGUAUUGUAAGCAGGGGUGCUGAGUAUCUGUUGCUUCAUGCAGUCCUGGUCAGCACUACUAAUGGGGGAGGGAAGGAGAAGGGCAAGGAAUGUUCCAACAUUUUGGAAGCCACAAUUUAUUACAAAGUCUUCUCUAAAGAGAAUUAGUCGUGUUUAAAAUUACUUAUGGUUGUCUUCAGACACUGAGCCUUGUUUAAAACAUAAUUGGUCAUGUUCCCUUCUUGCUAUGUUGACAUUUUAAUAUAUACCUUUAUGUUAACAUUUUAUUCCAAAUACAUAGGUAAU
Molecule: messenger RNA, 5314 nt
Organism: Trachemys scripta elegans
Lineage: Eukaryota; Metazoa; Chordata; Testudines; Emydidae
Gene: TC2N
Product: tandem C2 domains, nuclear
Exons: 12
Coding region: 683-2152 (489 amino acids)
Cellular component (GO): nucleus
Source: RefSeq, a predicted model, not a curated record